GCAGAGCUUCAUUCAGCCUUCCUGCUGGACUACAAAGCAGCUCACUCUCAACGGCUUUCCUCGGGGAGAUCAGCUGAAAACGGGCCUCCUUUAUCUGCAUGCAGAGAAAAGCUACAGCCACAAAUUCACGACUUGACUUCCUAAAUUCCACACUGGGGAUCCUUUCAGGACGAACGAGGAGACCUCUGCGCUGCAAACACACGUCUGUGUGCAUGCGGGAUCACCCUGUACCCGUCCUUUCAGCUGCUCUUCUAUAGAUCCUUUUAUUGACUGAAACUGCCUCAGUAAACAUGCCAUAAACUGUUUAACUAGGUUAACUUGAGUAUCUGUUGCUGCCCUUUUGAGGGGAAAAAAGUGUGUGUGUGUGUGUGUGUGUAUAAUUUAAUUUUUUUUUAAGUGCAGAGGUCAUAUUGUUGUAUCAAUUGAUGGUUUUGUGAAACGCCAGGCCAAUGCGCACCGCGUGCGUGGAUCAGUCGUGCCGCGCGCUCGUUAACAUUCUAUCCGGAGAGCGCGCGGUGCGGCGCCUGCGCGGCCUUUUCACCGUGUUCAGUCCUCUGAAGCGAGCUGAAGAGAGGAAGCCCAGCUCUCUGAAAUGGUUGGAGUAGAGCGGAACAGGACCGAGGCUCAGAGGAGCAUCAUGAAAGACAGCGAGCUUAAACGAGACUCCGGCAUCCCUGAGCGCGUGACGCUCAAGAAGGAGAUUGGACUUCUGAGCGCCUGCGCGAUCAUCAUUGGUAACAUUAUUGGCUCAGGGAUCUUCAUCUCUCCUAAGGGUGUUCUGGAGCAUUCGGGUUCGGUUGGCCUGGCGCUGGUGGUGUGGGUGUUAGGAGGAGGCGUAGCUGCUCUGGGCUCCCUUUGCUAUGCUGAACUAGGGGUCACCAUCCCUAAAUCUGGGGGAGACUAUUCCUAUGUCACAGAGAUCUUUGGCGGUCUCAUGGGGUUUCUGCUGUUAUGGAGUGCAGUAUUGAUCAUGUAUCCCACCACACUGGCAGUCAUCGCUCUCACGUUCUCCAACUACGUGCUUCAGCCUGUUUUCCCAUACUGCAUUCCUCCAUACAUAGCCACACGCAUGCUGUCCACUAUCUGCAUACUGUUUUUGACAUGGGUGAACUGCUACAGUGUGCGUUUGGCCACACGGAUCCAGGACGCCUUUACCAUGGGGAAGCUUCUGGCUCUGGGGCUCAUCAUUACUGUCGGUUUAGUGCAGAUCUUUGGAGGUAACUAUGAGAGCCUGACUCCACAGGUGGCGUUCAUGUUUAAUAAAGCUCCCUCCAUUGGGCAGAUUGCUCUGGCAUUUCUUCAUGCCUCCUUUGCCUUCAGCGGCUGGAACUUCCUCAACUACGUCACGGAGGAAGUGGUGAAUCCGAGGAGGGAGAGUAAAGCAGUACGGGUUAUGACAGUGAUUCUUUGUUAUGCAUUUACUGUUUGCGUGUGUAUUUGUUUGACUACAUACAGGUUGUGUUUCUCCGGGGCACGGGAGGGACAUUUACCCAGCCUUCUUGCUAUGAUCCACUUUAAGCAGUGCACGCCGAUUCCAGCUCUGCUCGUCUGUUGCACUGCCACAAUUGUGAUCUUGUGCAUUGGAGAAACUCACAACCUUAUAAACUAUGUCUCUUUCAUCAACUACCUCUCUUACGGAGUCACUAUUGCUGGCCUGCUCUACUACAGAUGGAAGAAGCCAAACUUAUACAGGCCCAUCAAGGUGAGUCUCCUAGUGCCGGUGUGUUACCUGCUCUUCUGGGCUCUACUGCUGGGCUUCAGUUUGCACUCGGAGCCGCUGGUGUGUGGAGUGGGGCUGGUCAUUAUGCUCACUGGAGUGCCUGUCUAUUUCCUGGGAGUUUACUGGAAAGACAAGCCAAAAUGUAUAUAUGACUUCACUGAGUGGGCUACAUAUCUGGGACAAAGAGUGUUUUUUGUUGUUUACCCACAAAUCGAUCCUAUUGAAGCGGCAGAAUGGACUGACAAAUCUUCCUUCACAAGCAAAGCUUCUGGACCUCUCUGAAUUUUGCAUUACUUUAAUUUGGCAGCUCUUUACUUAAAAUCCACAAUUCCCAGGCUUGUAGUAGUAGUAGUAAAAAAGAAAUGAAACAAUAACUGCCUCAUUUGUUUAAAUGGGGACUAUGCUUGAGUGGGUUUAAAUGGUACUGUUUCAGCUAUUAUGGAUUGUGUACUGCACUGGGUAUUGCUCACUUUUUGGUUAGGUGUGUUAUUUCUACUGCAGAAAACUGUUUUAAAACCCUAUAAUUUACUACUGGGGUUCAUUUGCAAAUGGCCUGUGUUGAUACAUGUACAGAAUCGUUCCUCUCUUUUGUAUGAUACUUCACCUGUGAUGCCUUUCCAACCACAUAACAAUUUAUACAGGCACUGCACGCCUCACUGGUGUAAAUACAUUUAAAGUGUUUCUAACAAUGCUCACUCUCCACAGUUUUGGUCUUUAUUAGUCUGAAAAUAUAUCGUUA
Sinocyclocheilus rhinocerous is the source of this 2459-nucleotide messenger RNA. RefSeq names its product asc-type amino acid transporter 1. Gene Ontology annotation, biological process: D-alanine transmembrane transport; D-serine transmembrane transport. The coding region runs from base 593 to 2002 and encodes 469 amino acids. Gene Ontology annotation, molecular function: neutral L-amino acid transmembrane transporter activity; L-amino acid transmembrane transporter activity. Gene Ontology annotation, cellular component: membrane. The transcript is spliced from 9 exons. Lineage: Eukaryota; Metazoa; Chordata; Actinopteri; Cypriniformes; Cyprinidae. The record is from RefSeq and is a predicted model, not a curated record.